Messenger RNA from Stegostoma tigrinum, 2402 nucleotides. RefSeq names its product UNC93-like protein MFSD11. The transcript is spliced from 13 exons. Lineage: Eukaryota; Metazoa; Chordata; Chondrichthyes; Orectolobiformes; Stegostomatidae. The record is from RefSeq and is a predicted model, not a curated record. Bases 185 to 1417 code for a protein of 410 amino acids.
GUUUACCUCUUGGGAUUCGCCUUCAUGCUCAUCUUCACAGCCUUUACCACCUGCGGGAACAUAGAGCAAACAGUAAUAAGGAGUUUGACCAACAGCAGUUUCUCCGGCAGUGGUUACAACAGGUACCAGAAAUCCUGACUCUUUACUGACUGCUGAAACAGUCUGCAGCAUUAUAUGCAGACUGAUGUACCCCACACCCUAUCUCACAGCCUUUACACGAUGCUUCUGCCUUGCCAUUAUCUAUGGAGUGUUUUCAGCUUCUAAUCUCAUUGCACCAUCUGUGGUAGCAGUUGUUGGACCGAAGAUGUCAAUGGUUUUCAGUGGAGUUGUUUACAGCGGUUACGUGGUUUCAUUCAGUAAGCCAAUGCUUUGGUCAUUCUACAUUACCUCCAUCCUCAUUGGAUUUGCUGCAGCUGUGCUAUGGACUGCUCAGGGGAACUUCCUUAUCUUGAACUCUGAUUGCACCAAUAUCAAUAGGAAUACGGGGACCUUUUGGGCUCUGUUACAAUCCAGCAUGUUGUUUGGAAACCUUUAUGUUUACCUACAAUGGAGAGACACAACAACAAUCUCAGAUCAUGAUAGGAGUACUUUGUUUAUCGUAUUGUUCGUGAUCUCUCUUGCUGGGACAGUCAUCCUACUUGCGCUGAAAAGCACCAAAAAUGUGGACCACUACUCUGAGAUCAAUGAUCCUCUACUUCUCGAUCCUAGACCGUUUAAAGAGAAGGUGAUGUCGACCCUGGACCAGAUUACAUCAGAGUUCAGGUCAAUGUUGAGGGUGUUCUGUACUAAGAACAUGGUGCUGCUGAGCAUACCAAUUGCCUACAGUGGCCUGGUGCUGACCUUUUACAGUGGGGUGUAUGGAACAUGCAUUGGAGCCACCAGACAGUUUGGGACAAUGGCCAAGGGUUUGAUUGGUCUCUCAGGGAUAUUCAUUGGCAUUGGAGAAAUUCUUGGAGGUGGGAUAUUUGGGCUGCUGUGUAUCAAUAAUCAGUUCCGACGUACCUCAACAAUCCUUCUCGGAGUCAUUGUGCAUUUUCUGGCUUUCUAUCUGAUCUUCCUUAUAAUCCCAGGUGAUGCUCCAGUAGGGGAUGCAACCAGUGCUCGCUAUGAACCCUACCUGUUCCCCAGUCCCUCUGCAGCGUUAGUAAGCAGCUUCCUCCUUGGCCUUGGUGACAGUUGCUUCAACACUCAACUCUACAGCAUUCUUGGCAUCCUGUAUGCACAGCAAAGUGGCCCAGCCUUUGCAAUCUUCAAAUUUGUACAGUCCAUUUCUGCUGCAGUGGCUUUUGGAUAUAGCAACUAUCUGGUGCUGCCGUCACAACUCCUUAUUCUGACUGCAUUCUGUUUUAUUGGUACACUUUCCUUUUUCAUUGUGGAAAAAAUUGAAGACAAUGCCUCAGGCUUGCAAGAUUUCUGAGCAUUUUUUUUCUUGGAUGUGGUGGAGAAUUUCCUCAAAUCUGAAUGAAUUCCAGGAUCUGCUGCUUUGGAAUCUGCAGGACUUGUGAAAAUCCAUUGCUCUGCUAGUGGAGGGAGUUCUGUUUUAAUCAGUGAAGGCCUUUGGUUGUGGAGACCAUGCAGUGUAGCAUUUUCAAUACUUCUUAAAACUCUCUUCGGUCCCCAGUGUUGGAGCUGUCAGAUUGAACCUACAACGGGGCUUCCCAAAGUGGAGGUAACAAUGGCCAUCAUGGAGUUGUGCUACUUCUCUGAUAGUUCCACAUGCUGUCAGUCCUCACUCAGGGGUUGUGACAAUUUUCAAGCCUUGAAAUUGGAUCAAGGCACAGGAGAAAAGUUUGGGAAGCAUUGACCUAGAAUGAGUGUUACAGGGGAAAUAAGCCAUCACUCACCCAACCUGAAAGUUUCUGCAAGCACUAAAAUAAAAAUUUCGAAUAUAUUAACAGUAUUGCUUUACACUGCAAAAUAAAUUUUCAUACCCCUGUGUCUUACUUAUGUCUUGCAAAGACUCAUCUCACGAAUUAUCUACUUUAUCUAUCAAUGCUGAGAAUUUAUAAGCAAUGGCUAAUUCUAUACAAAUCAAAGUAUAAGCAAAUAAGCAUGCUCAGGUUCAAAUCCCACCAGAUGCUGAAGUAUGGAAUAACAUGUCAGAACAGGUUAAUUCAAAAAGGUAUAAGCACAUUAUCUGGUAAUAGCUCACAAUCAGUCAAGUUUGUCACUGUCACUUGGUCUUCCAGGAAUGGACAGGAGCUCAAUGUGUGCUCAUAUCCUUCAGUUAGUGGUCACUCUUUGCAUAACUGCAGGUGUAAGGUACAAAUCCACAUCAUUAGAGAGGCUAGUCAAUCACUAUGUCUAUCUUGUCUCUAGAAAACGUCUGAAUACAAAUCUCGUACUUAAGAUUCUUGAUCUGGGCCAUUUCUAAGUUUUAAACUUCUCAUCUCUGUUUUCAA